UUGCAGGGGGAAGACGGAGCAACGGACGGAGCACAGUCGCCUGUCCAUCAUAUUCAAAGAAAGAGAGAGAGAGAGAAAGCACGAAAGGGAAGAAAGACAUGCACUCGCCGGAAGGGAAUUUGCAGCCAUGCAAGGCACCGAGGUCCGCAUCGCUCGUUUGCUUUCCUAAACAAAGCAAGAGGCCGACCUCUCAUCCAGCAUGAAGAGGUGCAAAUCGGAUGAGCUGCAGCAGACAGACGACGAUUCCCCUGCUGGGACUGAAGAUGCUCCCAUCCUGCCUACCAUGGAUUCCAAGCCUGUGGAUUCAGCUGCUGCCCUGUCGGAUUUGGGUGCUUCCAAUCAAAAUCCAGCAUCCCAUCCUGUUACCCGGAGUAAACCUCCUGAUUUAAAGAAGAUACAACAGUUGUCUGAAGGAUCUAUGUUUGGCCAUGGCCUCAAGCAUCUUUUCCAUAGCCGCAGACGUUCUCGAGAACGGGAGCACCAGAACUCCCAGGAGUCAUCACAGCAGCACCAUGGCAUGUCUGACCAUGACUCCCCUGAUGAAAAAGAACGCUCUCCUGAGAUGCACCGUGUCUCCUAUGCCAUGUCUCUCCAUGAUCUCCCAGCUCGACCCACUGCCUUCAACAGGGUGUUACAGCAGAUCCGCUCCCGUCCUUCCAUCAAGAGGGGAACCAGUUUGCACAGUGGCAGCCGACGAACCAAGAGUGGGUCCUUGGAACCCCAGAAAAGCAGCCCACAUCUUGUCCGUAAGGCCCCUCAGGAUAGUAGCCUGACAGCAAUACUGCAUCAGCACCAAGGCCGGCCAAGAUCUUCAUCCACCACGGACACUGCUAUCCUUAUGGCUGAAGGUGGGACCGUGUACCUCCUAUCAGAAGAAUCGGAAUGUCUCAGUGACAAGCAGAUCAAGGCAAAAGGCUUCAAACCACAGUGCUUUGCCAUAGAGCAUGAAUAA
Varanus komodoensis (Komodo dragon) is the source of this 952-nucleotide messenger RNA. Its product is annotated as transmembrane and coiled-coil domains protein 2-like. NCBI's taxonomy places the organism in Eukaryota, Metazoa, Chordata, Lepidosauria, Squamata, Varanidae. Bases 200 to 952 code for a protein of 250 amino acids. Gene Ontology annotation, molecular function: phenylethanolamine N-methyltransferase activity. The transcript is spliced from 4 exons. Gene Ontology annotation, cellular component: cytosol. The record is from RefSeq and is a predicted model, not a curated record.